Messenger RNA from Mesitornis unicolor (brown roatelo), 2421 nucleotides. Its product is annotated as retinitis pigmentosa 1-like 1 protein. The record is from RefSeq and is a predicted model, not a curated record. The annotation marks the transcript as partial. NCBI's taxonomy places the organism in Eukaryota, Metazoa, Chordata, Aves, Mesitornithiformes, Mesitornithidae. The transcript is spliced from 2 exons.
AUGGAGCAUUCUCAGCCCGGAGCAGCGGCUGAGACCCCUGAGCCCCCCACAUCAGCGCCCAGCCUGCGGUACCCAGCCCAACUGGUCAGUGAGGCGCUGGAGGAUGCGCUCAAGGAGAUGCAAGAUGAUGCUGAGCCCAAAGAAGAGCUCAUCCUCAGCGCUGCGUGGGCCCCCCAAAACGCCUGUGCCCCCAGCCCCAUUUUCCCCAUAGAGGUUUGCGGAGGAGCCCCAGCAGAUGAGGACAAGGAAGGGCGAGACCCCUCCGAGUGUGGCGAAGCCCCUGAAGUGGAGGAGGGGAUUGGGGAAGCUGUGGUCCAGGGGCUGGGUGUGGAGAGCAGCACUCUGCGGGAUGAAGCCACAUCCCUGCUGGGACCAUAUCCCUGUGGCAUGGAUGCAUCCCUAAGCACUGUGGUGAAUCAGGAAGAGAUGGGAGCAUGGGAGGAGGAGGUGGAUGCGGUGAUGAGUCCAAGGGAACCAGAAGUGGUUGCCCAGGAAGGGGACAUGGGUGGCCUUGGCCAGGCAGGGACCAGCUGGGAAGAGCCGGAGCGAGGGGAGGAUGAAGUGGAGACCCUGAGUGUGGAGGAAGUGGAUGAGGAGGGGAGGGGACCCCUAAGUCCUUGCAGGGAGGACGGUGAUGCCCAGGGUCUGCGAGAAGGGAAGUCCCUGCAGGAGGAGGCUGAAGCUGCUGGUGUUGUCCCAGAGGAAAGCCACAUGGAUUCCCCCAUGGAUAGAGACGGGGAAGAGGACUUUGUUGGGGGAGAGCAGGAAAAGUCUGAGCAUCAGAAAAUGCUCGUCUGUGAGACGGAUCCGGCUGUGGAGGAGGAAAGGGAGCAGGAGCUGUGCCUGGGGCAGGAGCCCUCGAGCAUCCCCGAGGCCAUCCCAGCAGAGGAGCCUUCAUCCAGGGCUGAGGAAGACGCUGUGGGAGGGGAGGCCCCAGGCACAGCAUGGGAUGGUGAUGGGGAAAAGGGAGAGGAGCUGGCAGCUGAGGACCCCCAAGCAGGGGAGGCUGUGGGACCUGAAACCCUGGGGUGGGAGAGCAGAGCCCCAGAGGAGCCUGGGGAUCUGCAGGAAAAUGACUCCAUGGAAGAGGCACCAGAGCAGGAGGAACUGGAGCUGGAGCCGGGAGAGGAGCCCUGGAGCAGGGAAGGUGAUGCCAGCAGCCAAAAACCCCAUCCAGAGGAGUGGGAGGUGGCAACAGGGGACACAGAGGGGGCUCUGGGGACAGAGCAGCCAGGCUGGGUGGAUGACACCCCAACAAGUGCAGGGGGGCUGGAAAAUGAGGAGAGAGAUGGUGCGACACCAGCAGAGAUGGAGGAGACCCGGGAAGGUGAUGGAGACACCGGGAGCGAUGGGAAGGCCCAGCAACAACCACCAAUGAAGAUGGAGGAGACCCAGGAAGAUGAUGAAGAUGCUGGGAGUGAUGGGAUGGCCCAGCAGCAACCACCAGUGAAGAUGGAGGAGACCCAGAAAGACGAUGGAGACACUGGGAGCGAUGGGCUUGCCCAGCAGCAGCCACCGGCAGAGACAGAGGAGACCCGGGAAGAUGAUGGAGACACUGGGAGCGAUGAGAAGGCCCAGCAGCAGCCACAGGUGGAGAUGGAGGAAACAUGGGAGGACGAUGGAGGCGCCGGCAGUGAUGGGAUAACAGAGCAUCAGCCACCAGUGGAGAUGGAGGAGACCCUGGAAGACGAUGGAGAUGCCAGGAGCCAGGAGCAGGACCAGCAGCAGCCACCGGUGCCAGCCCCGGGGCACGAGGAGGACAGCACCACGGGGCAGCCAUGGGAGGCGCGCGAUGAGGAUGAUGAGGAUGAGCAAGACCCAGAGCUGGGACAACCGGAGACCAUUGGAGCAGUGGAGGAGGAUGCUGGGGGACCAGGAGAGCCGGAGCAGGCAGCAGGGAUGAGUGUGGAGCUGGAGGACACGCUGCCCGACCACACACCCUUGCACCUCUACCAGGGGGAGAAGUUGGCGGCGGUUGCACCCCACCAAAACCCUCUGGUGAGCGAGGAGACCACAGACACGGCUCCCACAUCCCAAAUAGCUCCAGAGGAUGAAGGAGAGGACGAGCCACCAAAUCCCACCGCGACAGAGAGCCGCGAAGAGGAGGAGGAAGGCUAUUUCAUUAUUUCUGCUCCCAACCAAGAGGUGUCCAGCUCAGAGGAAGCCGAGAUCGCCGAGGACUUUGAAGAAAUUAAAGUUGAAGCAACCGAAGCUGGCAAAGACAAAGUGGAAGCUCCCGGAGAAGCAUCUCUGGUGCCGGAGGACGAGGGGCACGUCGAGGGGUUCGAUGGUGAUGAAGACACGGAGAUGCCCACAGAAGAACCUGAGAUGCCAAAGGAUGAGGGUGAUGCUGGGGGUGUUGCUGCAGGGCUGGAGGAAGGCUCGGCUGCACCCGAAGCAGAGCCCGGCCCCCCCGGGGCU